Messenger RNA from Nilaparvata lugens (brown planthopper), 2832 nucleotides. RefSeq names its product signal recognition particle subunit SRP72 (gene Srp72). Gene Ontology annotation, biological process: SRP-dependent cotranslational protein targeting to membrane. Lineage: Eukaryota; Metazoa; Arthropoda; Insecta; Hemiptera; Delphacidae. Bases 609 to 2567 code for a protein of 652 amino acids. Gene Ontology annotation, cellular component: signal recognition particle, endoplasmic reticulum targeting. The record is from RefSeq and is a predicted model, not a curated record. Gene Ontology annotation, molecular function: ribosome binding; protein binding; 7S RNA binding. The transcript has 12 exons.
CGGGGUUAAAAAUUGUCUUCAAACUUUAUUUUGUAACCUUUCUUUGACUUGACUAUUAGAGUAUAUUGAAUUCACUAACCUUUCCUUGACCGACUACUAGAGAAUAUUGAUAACUCACUAUUAGAGUGAAAAUUUAUUUUCUCAAAUAAAUUACAAACGUGUACUCUCUAUUCGAGCAAUCGCAACUUUUCAAAGGUUUUUCCAGGCAAAAUACGCUCGGGAGCAGUCAUUUGAAUAUGUAUAUAAUAAUAUCCUGAUUCUCUCGAAAAUAGUACAACAAUCAUAUAUAUCUCAAAAUUUUGUAAAAUCAUGUUUAUGAUAAAAUAUUUUUUUACUCAAUGCUCAAUUAAUCGUCUGGAAAAUGUGCCACGAUUCACUGCGGCGGCACAAAAUUGUACUGUAGCAGGCUGUGACAUAUUUCGUCUGUCUGCUAUUUGGCAUUUAACCUACAAUAAUUUUGUAUUAUCUUUAUCCGAGUUGUAAGUGGUAUAAAAAUUUAUUAUGAGUUUAUUAUAAAUUAGUUAUAUUAGUAUUGAUAAUCUAUUAAUUAGUCGUUGGAAGGUUCAUUACGGAUAACUUAUUACUUUAGACCACAAGGUAUAGCCAAUAUGGCAAGUACGAAUGUGACUUCAGUUUCAGUUCUUUAUGCAGAACUCAACAAAUUCUGUCAAAAUGGGGAUUAUGAACGAGCUUUAAAGUCUGCACAUAAAGUUCUCCAUCACUAUCAGGAUGAAGAAAAGGCAUUCCACUGUAAGAUUGUUUGCCUUAUCCAGCUAUCCCGCUUCCAAGAUGCUCUACAAGCGUUUUCAAAACAACCUAAGUUUGCAGAGUCUAUGAUAUUUGAGAAAGCAUAUUGCCAAUACCGUCUCAACAAUACACUAGAUGCUUUGAAAACUGUUGAAUCAUGCAAUGAAGUUACGCUUAAAAUUAAAGAAUUAAAAGCUCAAAUCUUGUAUCGUUUAGAAAGGUACGAAGAAUGCUUUGAUGUGUAUAGAGAUGUUGUUAAAAAUAGUAAUGAUGAAUAUGAAGACGAGAGGGAGACAAAUUUAUCGGCAGUCAUUGCAAAUCUGAGUAUUGAGGGAUCGACUAAAGAAGUACCUGAACUUCGCGAACAAACGUAUGAGUUGGCCUACAAUGCAGCUUGUUCCUUAAUUGGAAAGAAGCAAUUUUUGGAAGCAGAGCGUAAAUUGAAAGUCGCUGAGAAAUUAUGCCGAGAAUCAUUGGAACAAGAGGAUGCUACAGAAGAAGAAAUAGAUGAAGAACUUGGAAUUAUCAGAGUACAACAGGCAUAUUGCAUUCAAAUGCAGGGCCGAGAAAAGGAAGCUCAGGCCAUUUAUAAUGCAACACUGAAAAGGAAACCGGAUGACAUCGGUCUGACAGCCAUUUGUAGUGCUAACAGUGUUGCCAUCAAUAGAGAUCAAAAUAUUUUCGAUUCGAAGAAAAAAAUGAAAAACGCGACCAGUGACGGUCUGCAGCACAAGUUGACAUCUCGACAGCGUCGCGACAUCGCUUUUAAUCAGUGUCUGUUCGCCAUGUACAAUAAUCAGAACGACCAUUGUGUGCAGCUGUGCGACAAGCUGGUGAAGCAGCACCCUGAAAUGGCAGCUAAGAUCACUCUGGUGAAAGCGAUGAGUCUAGCCAGAGAUAGCAAGCUGGCGGAUGCCACCAAGCUGCUCACCUCGUUCGCAGACAGCCAUAAGCACGCAUUGCUAGAAAUGAAGUUGGCCGCUGUUCAUUUACUCCUGACUGAGGGAAAAAUAAGUGAGGCGACCCAACUUCUGAACACCCUUGGAGACUUACUGUACAAACCUGGAAUAGUGAGUGCUCUAGUGACUCUGUACAUGGCGCAAGGGAACAGAGAUGCAGCAUCUCAACUGCUUCAGAAAGCUGUCGAUUGGUACAGAAAGAACAAAGUAAGCAGCGGCCGUUUGAGUGCGCUGUGGAGGCAAGCAGCGGACUUCCAUCUGCGAGGGGGCGAGCCGGCUGUGGCUGCACAGAGCUUGGAGCAACUCCUCCAAUUGAACCCCGAUGAUAAGAAGACUCUCGCUCAACUUGUAAUCGCUUAUGCUCAGUUUGAUCCUGAAAAAGCUAAAUCCGUUAGUAAGAGACUGGUAUCUUCAGCUGAUAUGACAGGAGACGCGGAUGUUGACACAUUGGAAGCAGCCAAUUGGAUGAUGGGCACCAAGGUCAUCAAGAAGACCGCCACCAAGGUCGAGGCAUCUCCUGGAACCCCAGGUAAUGAGCUUCUACAAACAAAUAAGAAGAAGCGGAAGAGGCCAGGUAAGCUGCCAAAGAACUGUGACCCCAACUGCGACCCUGACCCUGAAAGAUGGCUGCCAAGACAUGAGAGAUCCACUUUCAGGAAGAAGAAGGAUCGUCGCAACAAAGACAUCGGCAAGGGAACCCAAGGUGCUGCUACCGGUGCUGCUGAUCAGUUUGACAUCACAAAAAUGGCCAGCACACAAAAAACAUCUCCAAACCCUCAGAUGAGUCCCGCUCCUGAGGGGCCUCGUCAACAACAAAGAAAAGUGCAACAGAAGAAGAAGAAGAAAGGUGGAAAGUGGUGAUAAAUUAUAUCAACUGGGGUUCACGUGCAAAAAAUAUAAUACUUUUUUGUAUUUAUAAUAUAAUUUUAAUUUGCAAAAAAUAUGUGAAUUAGGUUACUUUGCUUUAUUUGAUACAUUAUUUUUCAAAAUAGAAAGGAUCACAGGUUUAUUUAUAUUUAUUUUCGAAGUAGAAGCUUCACUUGUUUUGUCCGUGUAUCAAUUAUUGUAGUGUCAGCAACUGAAAAGUACGAAUCAAUGUUAUGAAUACAAAAAUUAUUACUCACAA